AAACCACUGAACUGUAUAGUUCAGUGUCAGACACUGACAAAAUCUCUUGGACGAGUCGCAGAACCGAAAACAUCCGAUCUACAGCAUGCCGGGCAGAAGCAGCUCGAGCAGCAGGGGGGUAAAGAGGGAGAGAGACCACGGAGAGUUCGAGCCAGAAGCUGCAGAAGAAACGGUGAAGGAGGAAGGAGGUGGCGGGGAAGAGGUUUCUGACGGGGAGGACACCGCCAGGACCACCAGGAAGAAGUUUGAAGUGUUUUCAGAAGCAGAGGAAGAAAAUUUGGCCGAAUGGUUUAGAAGUCAUCCUUUAUUCUAUGAUCAAACAGUAAAGGACUUCAAGAAUCGCCAGAAGAAAGACAGGCUGCUGAAAGAGAAGGGCAAAGAGCUGCGGGUCAGCGGGUCUGACAUAAUGGUUUGGUUUAAGUCCAAGCGCACUGUGUUUGGCCGACUCAAGAAGAAGAAGGAGAGUGGUGAGGGCACCAAGAGGUGGACGGCCAGGCAACGGUGGAUCAUGGCAGCAUUCCAGUUCCUGGCAUCGCACGUUAUCCUGCGUAGUGAAAGCAGGCAAGUGGGCUGGCCUCCCGUCACAGAGGAGGAGGACGACAACAACAUUGAUGAAGAAGGUCCAACACCACCAGUCUCCCUUUCUAACAAGGAUACCCAGGACGCACCACAUGCACUGGCUCCCGAAUUUGUCAGGUCAGUCACAUCCCAAAGUCAGAGGGUGAAUGGUGGGAAAACCCAAAAGGAGCUUGAGAUGCCCGUGACCAAACUCUCUGGAAAUUCAAUGGGGGCCCAGCAGCUGCAGCAACAAGUCGAUGAGGUGAUAAGGGGCGCUGCCAAUCAGAGGUCGGUAUGGGGGCAGUGGAUGGCAUCUGCUCUCAUGAAUGUGUCAGAUGACUUAUGGGACAGCUUCCAACUCGAGUCCCUCCAGUUAAUACAGAGGUACAUUAAGAUGAGUCGAGCGGCUUUCGAAUAAGUUU
Messenger RNA from Thalassophryne amazonica, 980 nucleotides. RefSeq lists its product as uncharacterized. Gene Ontology annotation, biological process: regulation of transcription by RNA polymerase II. Lineage: Eukaryota; Metazoa; Chordata; Actinopteri; Batrachoidiformes; Batrachoididae. Gene Ontology annotation, cellular component: nucleus; transcription regulator complex. The record is from RefSeq and is a predicted model, not a curated record. The coding region runs from base 86 to 976 and encodes 296 amino acids. The transcript has 2 exons.